AAAACACACAAUUGGCAAUAAUAUACAUGAAAACACAUAACGCACUUUAAAACACAGUAACACAAAAUAACAUGUUUCAAACACAAUAAAGCACAAAAGUAAUAAAUAAAUCAUAAUACGACAACAAAUAUCGAAACACCAAAAUACACACAAUAACAUGCGUCAUAAAACACAAAAGCGCGCAUCCAAACACAAUACAGAAUAACACACAAUAAAUCACAUGAAAGCACUGUCUAGGUGUUACUUCCGCUGUGAAAUGAUUGGCUGGUUUUGUUUCCUGUGACUCCGCCCCUCGGCUCUGUCUGUCAUAAGUGAAACCUUUCUUCGCUCAAACUCUCAUUGUGUCAUCAGCCUCUCAUUUCUCUUCCUGUCUGUCGUCUGCUGAUAUUUCACACCACUUCUUCCUCUCUCACACACACACACACACACACACACACUGUUGGGUUCUGCUGUUGUAAGGAUGAUUCUAGCGACUGUGCGUCAACUUCUUUCUAGGGCGCUCCUGGAGCAGAAGCAGCGGCGAAAGCGUCAGGAACCGCUGAUGGUCCAGCCGAACUCAGAGGGACGUCCCCGGCGCUCGCGUCCCCGCCGAAGUGAAGAACAAGCCCCGCUCGUGGAGACACACCUCAGCACUGCCAGCGACAUCAUCCUGGACGGCAUCGACGGCCCCGCGGCUCUGCUGGGGUCAGAAGCUCCAGAUCUGUGCUGUAAGAUCCAGGUUCAGUCGGUCAGUCGACCGCAGCAGACCUCACUGCCCUCCGCAGAAGAACCAGACACACACACACUGCUGGAGACACGCGGACUGUCUUGCAGCAUGAACUACGACGAGGCCAGUGAUGAUGAAGAUGAUGAUGAUGAGGAUGAAGAGCCGAACACAGAGAGCACUCGUCCUGCGUCGACCUCCAGCACCAAAUCCACCACGGAGUGUGUCCCGCUGGGUUCCCCGUCGCCCGAGGGCUCCUCCAUAGAGGUGGAUAAUCUGGAGGAGUUUGUGCUCCGUCCGGCUCCGAGGGGGGUCACCGUCAAGUGUCGCAUCUCACGGGACAAGAAGGGCAUGGACCGCGGUCUCUAUCCCACGUACUUCAUGCACCUGGAGAGAGAAGACGGCAAGAAGGUGUUCUUACUGGCCGGACGCAAGAGGAAAAAGAGCAAAACCUCCAACUAUCUGAUCUCUGUGGACGCCACAGAUCUGUCCCGAGAGGCGGAGAGCUUCAUAGGAAAACUGAGGUCGAAUCUGAUGGGAACCAGGUUUACGGUGUACGAUAACGGCACGAACCCCUCGAAAACCCCCGGAGCGCUGCUGGAGGAGACCAACACUCGGCAGGAGCUCGCCACCAUCUGCUACGAGACCAAUGUUCUGGGCUUCAAAGGGCCGCGGAAGAUGACCGUCAUCAUUCCUGGGAUGAACAUGAACUUCGAGCGUGUUCCGGUUCGUCCGGCGUGUGAGCAGGAGUCUCUGCUGAGUAAAUGGCAGAAUCUCUCGCUGGAGAAUCUGAUCGAGCUGCACAAUAAAGCGCCGGUGUGGAACGACGACACACAGUCUUACGUGCUCAACUUCCACGGCAGAGUCACGCAGGCCUCCGUCAAGAACUUCCAGAUCGUGCACGAGAACGACCCUGAAUACAUCGUGAUGCAGUUUGGUCGUGUGGCGGAGGACAUCUUCACUCUGGACUUUAACUACCCCAUGUGUGCCCUGCAGGCCUUUGCUAUCGGCCUGUCCAGCUUCGACAGCAAACUGGCCUGCGAGUGACCAUGAGACACACACACACACACACAGACACACACACACACACUCAGGACACUAGAGCACGAUCCUCCUCACCGUGUCUCCAGUGUGUCCGAGGAUUUGUGCUAUAUCACAAUAAUCAGAAAUAAAAGGACCAAAGAAAUUAUUUUUGUAGAGGAAACACAUCAAAUCAUUUAACUUUUUACUACAUGAAAUAACUGACAAGAUGAUCCCACGACUUAUUUUCCUUAUGUUUCUUUUUCACUGGAUUUAUGUUUUAAUAGACCACUAGAAAACUAAACUGAGGGGUUUAUUCUGAAAUGCAGAGAGAGAGAUUUUAUUUAGGCUUUUUGUGAUGUUUUCUGUGAUGUUUAGUAAGUGUCUGAUGGAUAUGAAGAGUAUGAUGUCAUGGAGAAUCUCACACAAACUGUUCAGAUUUUUAUUGAAACUUGUUUGUAUUUUUAGAGUUAACUUUUUCCCCCGCACAAUUGUGAGUUUUUAUAUCACAAUUUCAGCAUUCAUGUUUCUGCAAUUAUAUCGUGCAAUUCUGUUUAUAUCUCACUAUUCUCUGUUUAUAUCACAAUUCUUAAUAUUUUGCACAAUGCUGAGUUUAUAUCUUGAAAUUCUGAUUAUUAUUAUUUUUUUAUCCAGAGGAGGAAACAAGCUUCCUUAGAGUUCACCACUGAAAUUAAAAGAAAAAAAUAAGAAAUUAUAUUUUGCAUUCAGAAAAUUAAUCGGAAAAAUCAUGUAAUAGAGCAACUGGGAAUUACAGUAAAUUAUAUAGAUGCAUUACGGAAGUGAACGUUUUCAUAUCUUAAAAUAUGCUGGUCAUCCUAGAUGUUUCUUUAUGAGAUUUUAUUUUUUUAUUUGGAUGAUGCUGAUGUACUUUUUUGCAUUUUGCAUGUUCAUGAAUAUGACAUUUUUAACACUUUAUGUUUUUAUUUGUCUUUUCACUUGUCUUUGCUCACCAAA
This is a messenger RNA of Carassius auratus (goldfish), 2698 nucleotides long. RefSeq names its product tubby-related protein 3-like. The transcript is spliced from 10 exons. Gene Ontology annotation, cellular component: cilium. The coding region runs from base 461 to 1750 and encodes 429 amino acids. NCBI's taxonomy places the organism in Eukaryota, Metazoa, Chordata, Actinopteri, Cypriniformes, Cyprinidae. The record is from RefSeq and is a predicted model, not a curated record. Gene Ontology annotation, biological process: protein localization to cilium.